UUCUUCUUCUUCUUCUUCAAAUGGAGGUGAUGACAGGCUUAUGGCUUGUGCUUGCUGCUGCAAUUUCAGCUGCAGUUGCCUUCCCAUCUCAAGAGGUUCUCUUUGUUAAUGAAACAAUUGAAUCUCACUCUUAUUUAGAAUCUCUGUAUGGGAUUGCUUCUGCUGCUGCCUCUCCCAAUGCUCUUAUGGUGCCUCUUACUCUCAUCAAUGGAGCUGCUGCUAAAGGAGCUGUGUGUCUGGAUGGAACUUUGCCCGGUUAUCACUUUCAUCGUGGAUCCGGGAGCGGGGCGAAUAGUUGGAUUGUUGACUUAGAGGGCGGCGGGUGGUGCAACAACGUUAAGACGUGUGUUUAUCGCAAGAAGACACGCCGAGGGUCAUCAAAUUACUUUGAAAAGCAAAUUGCAUUUACUGGGAUACUUAGUGAUAAGGCUUCGGAAAAUCCAGAUUUUUAUAACUGGAAUCGAGUGAAGGUACGAUACUGUGAUGGAGCCUCCUUCUCAGGGGAGGGCGAAAAUAAGGCCGCAGGGUUGCAGUUUAGAGGGCAACGCAUCUAUCAAGCUGCGAUGGACGAACUGAUGUCCAAAGGAAUGCACAAUGCCAACCAAGUACUUCUGGCCGGUUGCUCUGCUGGUGGUCUAGCUGUUAUUUUGCACUGCGACAGAUUUAGAGGUUUAUUCCCAUCAAGUACCAGAGUGAAGUGCCUCAGCGACGGUGGACUCUUUAUGAAUGCUCCAGAUGUCUCUGGUGGCCAUACUAUGAGGAAUUUCUUCAAUGGUGUUGUUAACCUACAGGGUGCUGAGAGGACUUGCACCAACCACGGCGAUCCAACUUCAUGUUUCUUUCCUGAGAAUGUAAUAGCCAACAUAAGAACUCCUCUCUUCGUCCUAAAUGCUGCCUAUGAUGCAUGGCAGGUCCAAGAAAGCUUGGCUCCGCCAUCAGCUGAUCCUCGUGGCAACUGGCGUCUCUGUAGAAACAAUAUUGCGCAAUGUUCACCUUCACAGAUCCAAUUCUUGCAAGGUUUUAGGACUCAUAUACUGAACCAGAUAAAAGGCUUUGCAUCAUCAAGGCAGACUGGGAUAUUCUUGAAUUCUUGCUUCGCUCACUGCCAAUCCGAGAGGCAGGAUACGUGGUAUGCUAAUAAUUCUCCCAAAAUCGGAAACAAGGGUAUUGCAAAAUCUGUUGGAGAUUGGUACUUUGACCGGGCAAAUGUGAAGUCGAUCGACUGCCCCUAUCCCUGUGAUACAACUUGUCAUAACCUCCAAUUCCACUGAACAAUAAUGUGCUCUCCUCUUACAUUUUUUUUGUUACAUAUAGUGAUCUCAAGUCCCAUUUAUAUUGAGAAAAUAAGACUGUUGAGUUUGUUGAAAAGAAAAAAGAAAGGGUUUUUACCUAUUAUACUGAGAUCUCAUGUCUUGUAACUUUGGAAAAGGAUAUGAGGAUAUUGGUCACAAAAUUUUAUUUUAUACUAUUAUUUUGUUUAUAA
Molecule: messenger RNA, 1483 nt
Organism: Salvia hispanica
Lineage: Eukaryota; Viridiplantae; Streptophyta; Magnoliopsida; Lamiales; Lamiaceae
Product: pectin acetylesterase 12-like
Biological process (GO): cell wall organization
Cellular component (GO): plant-type cell wall
Molecular function (GO): pectin acetylesterase activity
Source: RefSeq, a predicted model, not a curated record